Molecule: messenger RNA, 880 nt
Organism: Chroicocephalus ridibundus (black-headed gull)
Lineage: Eukaryota; Metazoa; Chordata; Aves; Charadriiformes; Laridae
Gene: EREG
Product: epiregulin
Exons: 5
Coding region: 93-554 (153 amino acids)
Biological process (GO): epidermal growth factor receptor signaling pathway; positive regulation of mitotic nuclear division; positive regulation of cell population proliferation
Molecular function (GO): epidermal growth factor receptor binding; growth factor activity
Source: RefSeq, a predicted model, not a curated record
CAUAAAGGUGCGGGGCGGCGCGGCCGGCACCCAGACCGCUCCCGCCGCCGCCGCCUCCCGCUCCUCCGCCGCUCCCCGGGGACGCCAGGGCGAUGGACGCCGGCUGUCUGCGGGCCCGCAGCCUGCUGCUCUUCCUCGGUUACCUAUUGCAGGCAGUCCUGGGCACAACAGUGAUCCCAUUAUGUGGGCCUGGUGAAAUGGAGAACUGCACAACAGCGCUAAUCCAGACAGAGAACAGUCCACGUGUGGCUCAAGUCGGGAUAACUAGAUGCAAGCCUGAAAUGAAGGACUACUGCUUCCAUGGGCAGUGCGUGUACAUAGUGGACUUGGAUGAGCACUAUUGCAGGUGCGACGUAGGCUUCUCUGGUGUCCGAUGUGUGCAUUCAGAACUUGUCAGACAACCCCUCAGUAAGGAGUAUGUGGCACUGACAGUUAUCAUAGUUCUGCUUUUCCUCAUCGCCGUCUCUCUUGCAAGCUACUACAUCUGCAGAAGGUACCGAAGCAAGAAGAGACAAACGAACGCCAGCGAAUACAAGGAAGUUGGUACCCUGUAGAAGAAGCGGUGGCUUCCUAGAGUGUUCUGUUCAUCCGGGAGGACUCAGUGGCUUCCCAUCUAUUUAAAUGUUAUUUUUAUUAACAAUAUUUACAAUAUUUAUAUCCUUUUAAAAAUUUCAAUUGUUUGGUGAUCCAAUCAGUAUAGGUCAAGCAUUUUAUUUUCAGUGUUUUAUUUUUUUAUUAAAUAAUAUUUCCUAAUGAGAACCCCACCUAAGUGGUUCUGUGGGAUAGAGAUAUAUUUUUAUAAAAGCUCAUCUUCUUACUCUGAAGAGUAAUUUUAUAUUUAUUCUUGUGAAUAUGCUCAAAACAAUUCUAUUCCUUGAAA